Messenger RNA from Guillardia theta CCMP2712, 915 nucleotides. RefSeq lists its product as hypothetical. The record is from RefSeq and is a predicted model, not a curated record. The transcript has 4 exons. NCBI's taxonomy places the organism in Eukaryota, Cryptophyceae, Pyrenomonadales, Geminigeraceae. The coding region runs from base 1 to 915 and encodes 304 amino acids.
AUGGCGACUUCCAGGUUGAUGGCAGCCAUGCUGCUGGCGAUGAGCUUGGAGCCAUGCCGGUCAGCAUUGUUGAGCUCCCACCUCUUCUCAAACCACAAGGGUGGAUGCGGCAAGACGACCAUCUUGUUCCACACUUGCGCAGAGUACGCCAGGCGGCACAAGGACGACCAGGUGCUGGUGAUCGACACGACUCUGCGAGGAGACUUGUCGGAGCUGCUUCUGGGAGGAGACAAGGGAGCCUCUGGGAAGCAGGCAGUGAAGGCCCUGGCUCAUCUUCGCAGCACCACCAAGCUGUUCCAUCAAGCUGCUGCUAUCCAUGCAGCCGAGGGAGUGACCUACGGGACCCCUUCCUCUACCAUUCGCGCGGCACUGGGGAAGAUACUCGCAAAGGAAGGGAAAGAUGCCGACGGAGAUGAUUCCCUGCUUGACAUCGACAAGGUUGUCUUGUACGAGACUCUUUCUGUCCUCUCGUCUCCUACCUUACCAUCCCACUUGCAUCGCUCACUUCACUCAUUCUCUUUCCAGACUGUUGUGAAAGUUCACGACUUCAACUCGUGUAUUCCGGAGAACGUCUUCCUGUGUCUGGGAGGAAGUGGCCCCCAGACUUCGUUUCCUCAACAGCAGCGACAAGCCAUCGCCGACACCAUCCGGAAGGUAGAGCAAGUCUCGCUGUAUGCGACUGGUACUGAUGGCGGUAUCAACGUGUGGCAGUAUCUAGACAAGAGCUCGACGUCGUGGAGGCUGAUAUGCGACACUGACGGUGAUCAGGGCUUCAGCGAUUACACCAAGAUCGCCCACGCGCUGUGCGACAAGUGCAUUAUACCGCUCAAGACAAACUUGAAUGAUUUCUCGAAUCGGUCGCAUGAAAAGACCGAUCGCCUCCCUCCUGACGUCUUUCUAGAUGUAUCCCUAUGA